AUACCGUUUGUUCUAUACACAGCUGUUUUCAGAGAUUCGGCCCAGAAAACAUGUUGCUCUUGUAAAGUCGAGGAAAAGUCUAAAGAGUUAAAUUAAAAACAUUGCCAAUAUGCAGGAGGGUGACGAGCAGGAGUUCAACUGCAUUGACGAGGCGAAUGCCAUCAUAAACGAUGUCAAGGCGCAUGUGGCUGAAAUAGCAAUAUCGUCCAAGCUGGCCAGCAGUGCCACGCAGAUUUAUCUUAACAUUCGCACCAUAGAGAGUGCCACCUGCUGCGUAGAAGUGACUAAUCGAGGAUUUAAAAUAGUCUCCUCGCAAUACGACACCAUCGAUGAAGACAAGGCACUAAGGUCGGUAGUGUUGGAGAACGGCGACGUGGAGCCGGCUGAGGAGAUAUUUGAGACGCCCUAUGCGCUGCUAGACAAGAUUAGUCCACGCUAUGUGGAAUCUUUUGGCAAUAAGCUGUGUCAGCAGCUGCGGCAACUACAGCAAAUGCGCACUGAAUUCCAUGAAGAGGACGAAGAGGAGGAGGAGGAGGAUGAGUAACUAAAAGGCACUCUCCGAAAGAACAACUUCAAACUGAGGCUGUACUCAUUAAACACAAGAUUUUAAUGUUAGUUUAUUUAUGUAUUUUAUGUACUCGUAACCGUGAAAGUAUUUCGGAUCGUGUAACAACCCAAAAUCG
Drosophila novamexicana is the source of this 683-nucleotide messenger RNA. RefSeq names its product GSK3-beta interaction protein. Gene Ontology annotation, cellular component: cytoplasm. Gene Ontology annotation, biological process: regulation of canonical Wnt signaling pathway. NCBI's taxonomy places the organism in Eukaryota, Metazoa, Arthropoda, Insecta, Diptera, Drosophilidae. Bases 110 to 544 code for a protein of 144 amino acids. The transcript has a single exon. Gene Ontology annotation, molecular function: kinase regulator activity; protein kinase A binding. The record is from RefSeq and is a predicted model, not a curated record.